Molecule: messenger RNA, 709 nt
Organism: Pelecanus crispus (Dalmatian pelican)
Lineage: Eukaryota; Metazoa; Chordata; Aves; Pelecaniformes; Pelecanidae
Source: RefSeq, a predicted model, not a curated record
GUUCAAGUUCGACUACACCAACGAGCGGGCGCUGCGGCGGACGCUGCAGGAGGAGCUGGUGAAGGACAUCCUCUCCAACGCCCACAUCCAGAACGAGCUGGAGCGUGAAUUCGAGAAGAUGCGGGAGGACCGGGAAGUCCUGCGGGUCAUCUUCCCCACCGGCGACAGCAAGGUCGUGCUCCCCUGUAACCUGCUGCGGAUGAUCUGGAACGCCCAGAAGAUUUUCCACAUCAAUUCACGCCUCCCCUCCGACCUGCACCCCGUCAAGGUGGUGGAGGGGGUGAAGGAGCUGAGCCGGAAGCUGGUGAUCGUCAACGGGGACGACCCGCUGAGCCGGCAGGCGCAGGAGAACGCCACGCUGCUCUUCAACAUCCACCUCCGCUCCACCCUCUGCAGCCGCCGCAUGGUGGAAGAGUUCCGCCUCAGCGGGGAGGCCUUCGACUGGUUGCUGGGGGAGAUCGAGUCCAAGUUCAACCAGGCCAUCGCACACCCCGGGGAGAUGGUGGGUGCGCUGGCAGCCCAGUCGCUGGGAGAACCAGCCACCCAGAUGACCCUCAACACCUUCCACUACGCCGGUGUCUCGGCCAAGAACGUCACCCUGGGCGUCCCCCGCCUGAAGGAGCUGAUCAACAUCUCCAAAAAACCCAAGACGCCCUCGCUCACCGUCUUCCUGCUGGGCCAGAGCGCCCGCGAUGCCGAGCGGGCCAAG